Molecule: messenger RNA, 2719 nt
Organism: Engraulis encrasicolus (European anchovy)
Lineage: Eukaryota; Metazoa; Chordata; Actinopteri; Clupeiformes; Engraulidae
Gene: enox2
Product: ecto-NOX disulfide-thiol exchanger 2
Exons: 19
Coding region: 523-2628 (701 amino acids)
Biological process (GO): ultradian rhythm
Cellular component (GO): external side of plasma membrane; plasma membrane
Molecular function (GO): RNA binding; oxidoreductase activity
Source: RefSeq, a predicted model, not a curated record
ACUGGCAACACUCGUGACUGCUUGGGACACAUUAAAGCAAACUCGGAAUUGCGACUUUGUGAAUACAACGAGAGAAAAAGAAGGAACAAGACCGGCUGACUGAGAAGAAUAGAUAAAUCAGAACGAGAGGGAGAGAGAGAGAGGAAGCGAGAGAGAGAGAGACGGUCCUGCUGCAGUGCAUGCAUCCCACCUAUAGAUGUGCGGAACCCCCGGUGCCUGACAAUAUGGCGGGAUUCCGUUGAGGAGAGAGGAGAGUGCCUGAGACUCACCACUCACCACCCACCACUGACCACGGACGGAGCACCGACUGAGUCGAGUCUCCACUUUUUCUGGCAGGCCAAUCACAACUCUCCACAGGAGACGUGGCUGCCUUCACAGCAUCUGGUCAGCCCCUCCAUUCCUCAGUCUUCUCAUCUCAUCUCCACACACUUGGGGGCUGUUAUAAAUCUCGAGGAGGCCCCUAUCGAGUGGUGAACCUGAGAGGAGUGGAGAUCAAGUCCGCUGCCCCCUCAUCAGUCCAGGAUGUAUAAGGACUUCAGACCAGCAACUCGAAGUGGAGGUACCGGACUGAAUGCACUGCCGUUUGACCCCGCGAGCAACAACGAGCCGCUGCAGUUCACCAGCUCCAACGGCCCGCUGGUGUCCGAGAUCCCGCUGGAGAACGGCGCCGAGAACAGCAAGAAGAGGAAGAGACCCAACCUGCCCCCAGAGGGCAUACGGAACAUGACCAUGGAGUCCAGCCCCAUGGCGAUGCCCAUCUCCGACCCCAACGCCUGGGCCACGGCCAUGAACAACCUGGGCAUGGCGCCCAUGGGCAUGACCGCCGGGCAGCCGCUCAUGUCAGCGGACUUCGACCCGAGCCUUGGCAUGAUGACGGGCAUCGCCCCCAUGAACCCCAUGAUGCCCGGCCUGGGCAUCGUGCCGCCCCCCAUCUCCCAGGACAUGCCGGUCGUCAAGGAGAUCAUGCACUGCAAGACCUGCACCCUGUUCCCGCCCAACCCAAAUCUGCCGCCUCCGGCCACGAGAGAGCGCCCUCCGGGCUGUAAGACGGUGUUCGUGGGCGGGCUCCCGGAGAACGCCACGGAGCAGCUGAUCGUGGAGGUGUUCGAGCAGUGCGGCGACAUCGUGGCCAUCCGCAAGAGCAAGAAGAACUUCUGCCACAUCCGCUUUGCGGAGGAAAUUACGGUCGACAAGGCACUCUUCCUCUCCGGCUACCGCAUCAGACUGGGCUCCAGCACGGACAAGAAGGACACGGGCCGGCUCCACGUGGACUUUGCGCAGGCGCGUGACGACCUGUACGAGUGGGAGUGCCGGCAGCGCAUGCUGGCCCGCGAGGAGCGCCACCGGCGCCGCAUCGAGGAGGAUCGGCUCCGGCCGCCCUCGCCACCGCCCAUAGUGCACUUCUCAGAGCACGAGUGCGGACAGCUGGGGGAAAAGAUCAAAGAUGACUCCAAGUUUCCGGAGGCGGUGCGUGUGCUGCUGACCUGGGUGGAGCGGGGCGAGGUGAACCGCCGCAACGCCAACAGCUUCUACUCCAUGAUCCAGUCGUCCAACAGCCACAUCCGCCGCCUCAUGAACGAGAAGGCCGCCCACGAGAAGGAGAUGGAGGAGGCCAAGGAGAAGUUCAAGAACGCCCUGGCCGGCAUCCUAGUGCAGUUUGAGCAGAUUGUGUCUGUAUUCCACGCUGCCUCCAAACAAAAGGCGUGGGACCAUUUCUCCAAAGCCCAGCGGAAGAACCUGGACGUUUGGCGCAAGCAAGCAGAGGAGAUCCGCAACAUCCAUAAUGAGGAGCUGAUGGGUAUCCGGCGUGAGGAGGAGAUGGAGAUGUCGGAUGAUGACAUGGAGGACAACCUGGAGAGCAAGGACUCCGACGACUCAGGACCGGCGGCGCAGGCGGAGGCGUUGAAGGAGGAGAACGACAGCCUGCGGUGCCAGCUGGACGCCUACAGGAACGAGGUGGAGCUGCUGAAGCAGGAGCAGGGCAACAAGCAGCCCACGCCACCGCACACACACUCACACACACACACGCUGCGCAGCGCCGAGGAGGAGGCCACGCGCACGCAGCAGCUCAACUUCCUACAGCAGGCCCUGCAGGGCAUGCAGAAGCAACUGCUGAGUGUGCGUGAGGAGUUGAAGGCUCGUGAGAGUGAGCUGGAGAGGAGUUCGGAGGACCGGCAGCAGCUGGAGAGCCAGGUGCAGACCCUCAAGGAGCGCGUGCAAACCCUCCGCGUGCAAACCCUCGUCCAGCUGGAGACGUCGGAGCGAGAUGACAGAGGCAGCGAAGACAGCACCAAUCAAGCCAACGAGGCAGCUACGUCAGCAGUGGUGUCCUGCAGCCAGGAGAAGGAGAGCGUGCCAGACAAGGGCCCGCCCAGCCCCGUGCGCUCCGAGAGGGAGGCCCUGCUCGUGGGUAUAAUCUCCACCUUUCUGCACGUCCAUCCGUUCGGGGCCAGCAUCGAGUACAUCUGCUCCUACCUACAGCGCCUGGACACAAAGAUCAGCACGGCGGAGGUGGAUGCUCUUCUGAGCCGGCUGCCCUGCACCUUCAAGCAGGAGCUGAGUGGGGUGGGCGCCAGCCUGGAGAAACGAUGGAAGUUCUGCGGCUUCGACGCCAUGAAGACCAUCUAGAGAACACCCACCCCACAACACCCCACCCCAUCAUCAUCAUCAUCACCCCCCUCUCCAAGAUGGCCGACAUCAAGAGGGGGGCGGGGGGAGG